CGCGGAGCCCGUGUACCGAUCUGCUGGUUCUUCCCGCUCGCUGUCUCCGGCCCAGGUAGGGCUAAGGGCCUCAGUACGUAGCCCUGACUGCGCUGGAAUUCACUCUGUAACCAGGCUGACCUGCCUCAGUUUCCGAAGUCUUGGGACUAAAGUCCUGCGUCCCGGUGCCAGGACUUUGGAAACUCCUCCCGGAAGUGAGGUUCACUCCUCUCUGGACCUGGCCUUGUGCUUGAAGCUCUGUGGAAAGGAUGGCCGUUCUUCUGACCAGGUUGAUGCUACAACCCUCAAUCGGAAGAUGUUUCAGAAAAUACAUUGCAAAGCCAGCUCCUGCACCGCUGUCCCCGACGGCCUCCACCCCGAAGCUCUUGUACCUGACUUUCACAAAAGCCUUUAGUACCACUGAAGACAGCCAAGAGGGGAAGAAACAGAAAAGGAAAGACGCUUUCACCAACACUGGAAGGAAAAUUAGUGAGCGGAUUAUCCGCGUCCUGGAUGAGAAAGGCAGUGACCUGGGAAUGAUGCACCGAGCAGAUGUAAUCAGACUCAUGGACCAGCAGGACUUGAGGCUGGUGAAGAAGAACACCGGCUCGGAGCCACCCGAGUACCAGCUCAUGACCGGAGCGCAGAUUCACCAGGAGCGGCUAAGGCUGCGGGAAGGCGAAAAGGCCAACCCCAAAACUGGACCAGCUGUGGUAAAGGAAGUCAUUUUUUCUUCAAAUAUUGGACAGCAUGACCUGGACACAAAGAGUAAACAGAUUCAGCAGUGGAUUGAGAAAAGAUACCACGUUCAAGUCACAAUAAAGAAGAAGAAAAGUACAGACCAGCUGGAGAAUGAGAUGGAUGAGGUGUUUAACCAGAUUCUCCAGACUAUGCCUGGACUGGCAACCUUCUCAAGCAGACCGAAAGCCGUUAGAGGAGGAAGCGCCUCCACCUGUGUUUUCCGCCCCUUGAGCAAGAAAGAAGAGAAGGCCUACAGAGACUCACAAGAGCCCCAGAGAAGGAACACUUCGAGCAAAGACCACAGGACCAAGGAAUCAGACGUUCUGUGUCAGUGAUUUUAAUAAACAAAAUCCAGGCACAUGUA
Onychomys torridus (southern grasshopper mouse) is the source of this 1084-nucleotide messenger RNA. RefSeq names its product mitochondrial translational initiation factor 3 (gene Mtif3). Gene Ontology annotation, molecular function: translation initiation factor activity; ribosome binding. Lineage: Eukaryota; Metazoa; Chordata; Mammalia; Rodentia; Cricetidae. The record is from RefSeq and is a predicted model, not a curated record. Gene Ontology annotation, cellular component: mitochondrion. Gene Ontology annotation, biological process: mitochondrial translational initiation; ribosome disassembly. Bases 249 to 1055 code for a protein of 268 amino acids. The transcript is spliced from 6 exons.